AGAGAGAAAGCGGAGGGAGGGAGAGAGAAGGUAAAAACGGAAAGAAGAAAAGAGGGACUCAAAAUUUCAGAGAAGAAGGGAGGAGGAGGAGGAGGGGGCAGAAAAACGUUUCAUAUCAUCAUAUACAUUCGAGAUUCAAUUUCUGUAACCAACGAGGCAUUGAAGAAAUCGCACGCUGCGUUUGGAAGACACAUUCGAAUUCAUCAGGUUGAUUCGAUUGGUGUUGAAUCAAUCAAAUUCCAAUCAAUUACAUCUCUCGUCAGCGUUGGGGUUCCGGUUAUCUUCGCGAAUCGAACGAUGUCGAUCGCUCUCAGAUUCGUACAUGUAAUUGGAAUGGAGAGGGAUGAGAUAUGAUCUGGAGGGAAUCGGAUUGUGAAAGUGAAAGUGAAAGUGAAUGGGGGAAGAAGGUAUGCUGAUGGAAAGCGAGUUUUGUUCUAGUUAUGCGGAUCAGGUGAUUUCGUCCUCUUUGCAUAACCGAUCCAAUAACUCCAACAGCAAUCCAAUGUCGGCUUCUUCUUCUUCUUCGUCUUCCCCUUUUCUCCCUGUUUCGUCGCCGCCGCGGUCUACCUCUCCCGCUUUGGUAGGUGGCGGAGGCGGUGGAGCAGGGUAUCUAGAACACGUCGUUUCCAAAUUCGACACGCUUGCUGGCGUCGCCAUCAAAUACGGCGUUGAGGUGGCCGACAUCAAAAAGAUGAACGGCCUCGUUACAGAUCGCCAAAUGUUUGGCCUCCGGUUUCUUCAGAUUCCACUACCGGGGAGGCAUCCUCCAUCCCCAUGUUUAUCAGAUGGUUCCAAGACUCCAGGCCAGACCAGUUCUGACCAGAACCCAACUCGCAGCAUACAGUAUGAUCUGGUUGACUCAUUCUGGUCCCUUAGAGUUACUCCUCCGAAGAAACCCUCCCCGGCUAUGAACUCAUUACAAAGUUAUUACGGGCUGAAACCAAGAAAUCAGAACUCUAUAACUGAAGGUUUUGAAAUGGCAGUCUACAAAAAUGGAGGUGCCCAUUAUUUAGAAGAGGGACGAUUCCUUGGAGCCUCACCAGCUUCUGACCAACCAUUGAGACAAUAUCGAAAGUCAAGGAGCCUAGUUAAGUUGGAUGAGAAUGGUGAACUUUGUGAUUCCAUGUCUGCAGAAGGUGACUCUGAACCAUUGGGGGAUAAAUGGAUUAGAAGGCGUCAGAAAUCUGAAGCAGACUUCUCUCGCACCCCUGAGAAGCUUUUGGGAGGUAACAGCGGCAGUGCCAGCAGUGCCGGGUUUUCAGCAAUUUCAGGGCAGCGCUUAGCCCUUAGACCCACAGCAGCUAAUAGAACUGCCUUAGGAAAUGAUGUUGAAGCUGGUGGCUUGAAUCCUAUACCAGUAGGUAUGGGUGAUUCUCUUAUAGCAGAUGGGUUAUUUGGAGUGAGGAAGUCAUCAAGCACGUCAAAUUUGCAGGAUCACGAGAGUAGCGGUUCUGCAUCCAUCUGGUCAACAUCUAAGUGGAGUUUGAAGCCAGACUUGCAAGCCUUUUCAACCGCAGGAAUUGCGAAACCAAUAUACGAUGGUUUGCCUAAACCGAUAACAGGUCGAAGAAAAACUGCACUUGACUAAUUCACUUGAUUAUACUAUCAUUGCCAAUUUGAUCCAUAUUUUUCGCAUCAUCCGUCAUUCAUUAUCAGCAAGCAUUCAACUGGUAAGUACAAAGAAACAAGAAAUCGGGACAAGAGUUGAAUAACACUCAAAAUCCUUAAUCAUUGAGGUACCAGGAUACCGGCCCAAGCCGGCGGAUGAACGAUUGAGCGAAGCAACCGAUUUUAUAUGCAGAUUGAAGAAUACAAAACUAGAUAAUUUGUUAGACAAACUUAAGAGGAUGUAGAUUUCUAGUCAUUCCUUAGGUUUCUGGAACAAUUUGUUUAUACAUUGAUUAUACUUUCUAAUUCUUUUGCUUCUUUAUUUAAUUA
Molecule: messenger RNA, 1938 nt
Organism: Malus domestica (apple)
Lineage: Eukaryota; Viridiplantae; Streptophyta; Magnoliopsida; Rosales; Rosaceae
Source: RefSeq, a predicted model, not a curated record